Paraglomus brasilianum is the source of this 1149-nucleotide messenger RNA. The record is from the annotation of a GenBank genome assembly. Lineage: Eukaryota; Fungi; Glomeromycota; Glomeromycetes; Paraglomerales; Paraglomeraceae.
AUGGGUGGCGGUCCCCUAGAAGGAACAGAUGAUCCAUUCGUAGCGGAAGCAGAGCGAACAGAUAUGGUGACGAACUAUAACGAAAGGUUCUCAGACGGGCCGGAAAUGGAGGAAAACGCCGAGAGUGACGGACAAACGGCAGAGGAAGCUACUGCGGAUCAAAUCGAGGUUUCUACACGACUGAAAACUAUAACUGAUCCAAAUAUGUUAAAUGGAUCUCUCAACGAGUCUUUUGGAGUUUCCAAUGACUCGCCGUAUAGCACCCCCGCCCCCUCUGGCGAGUUCAAUAGUCAUGAAACCGACGAGCACUCUCCCCCGCUUGCUGCUUUACAGACUCAGUACGCUCCUAUACAGGAUUCUACCUUUGAAGAUAAUUUGUCCUACGAGCAAUCUAUAAUGAAGAGCGAAGCGGAAAAGAAUCCGUUCGUCGGUCGGCUAGAGAGCAUUGAAGAAUUGAUGAGGGAAUACGAACAUGGAAGUGACUCUUAUCGUCAGAAGAUACAAAAACUGGCUGAGAAACAUGGUAAGAUCAGGCGCUGUCGUGGUGACGGAAAUUGUUUCUACCGAGCAUUGGCUUUUGCUUGGUUUGAACGGCUUCUCCAUUCCAGAAGUCAUCAUCUUAUUCAAAAGGCACUUGACACGAUCAAGUCGACUUCGGACCUUCUGAUCUCGGCAUCUUUCCAACAAGAGGUUAUUGAGGAUUUCUAUGAAGGAGUUUACCAACUUUUGCAAUCAAUUUCAAAAGGAAAUGUGAACGAUGAGUCGUUAUGGUCCAUGUUUCAGGUCGGCAUGACCUCUAAUUGCAUUGUAUGGUACUUUAGAGCUGUUACCUCUGCAUUUUUGAAGAAGAACAGAGAAGAGUUUGAGCCAUUUCUAGAAGUAGAUAUGGACAUGGAUCAAUACUGUGGAAAAUUUGUGGAGGUUAUGGACAAAGAAGCUGACCAUAUUCACGUUACAGUGUUGACUCGGGCAUUGCAAAUUCCCGUGGAAAUCGCAUAUUUGAGCGGAUCAAACGCAUUAGAAGAAGUUAACUUCCAUGAAUUUUAUCCGGAACCGGAAGAAAACAAUGGUGUACCGACUGUUCCGUUGAAACCUUUAGUUUUGUUAUAUAGGCCGGGUCACUAUGAUAUUUUAUAUCGAAACGAAUGA